Molecule: messenger RNA, 1859 nt
Organism: Juglans regia (Persian walnut)
Lineage: Eukaryota; Viridiplantae; Streptophyta; Magnoliopsida; Fagales; Juglandaceae
Product: trihelix transcription factor ASIL2
Exons: 1
Coding region: 377-1462 (361 amino acids)
Cellular component (GO): nucleus
Molecular function (GO): transcription cis-regulatory region binding
Source: RefSeq, a predicted model, not a curated record
GGGAGGGGUGGGGGGGGGACCUAAAUGACUUGUUGUUGGGAACGGGUGCGCAGCCUAUCACCCUCCCCCCUUCAACCCCCCUCCACCUAAGCGGUGGCCUCCACUCCUCACAUCUUAGAUACAUCUCAAAAUCAGCCGCACACCAAAUCAUGUAUCACCAAACUCCACCUUACUCCACCUCCUCCACCCCAUCCUUUUCUCCCUCUUCUCUUAUUUUCCCUCUUGCUUUUCUUCGCCGCCCUCCUUAUCCUUCACCCCUCUCUGAUUUCUCAAUCUCUGCCUCCUCCACCACCGCUGUUUUCUACCCUUAUUAACCGGUGCUUCCCUUUCUCCGUUAGACCGAGAAAAGUGCCUCCUUUUUACCUAUUCCUCCGCCAUGGCUUCCUCAUCCUCACCACCACCCACGUCUGACAUCACCACUCCUCCGGGCCCACCCACCGCCAUGCCUCUCCCGCUCUCUCUACCUGCUCCACCCGAUCCGCAACUCGAUUCCCAACCCCCCACCACCACCACCACCACCGCUUCCCGACGCCUCCCUCCUCCCUGCUGGUCUCAUGACGAGACGAUGGCUUUGAUUGACUCGUACCGUGACAAGUGGUACUCGCUCCGCCGCGGUAACCUUAAGGCCACCCACUGGCAGGAGGUCGCCGAUGCCGUGGCCCAACGGUGCCCAGCGGCCUCCCCUCCCAAGACCGCAGUCCAGUGCCGCCACAAGAUGGAGAAGCUACGCAAGCGCUACCGCACUGAGCUCCAGCGCGCCCGCUCCAUGCCCGUCUCUCGCUUCACCUCCUCCUGGGUCCAUUUCAAGCGUAUGGAUGCCAUGGAGAAGGGCCCCUCCUCCAAGAAACGCGCCAACUUGUCCGAUAGCGAUAACGACAACGACGACAUAGACGCCGACGAUGAUGAAGAUCAAGAUUUGUAUGAAGAAUUCAAGAAUGGAGGAGGUCCCAAUAUGAGGCACAUGAGUAAAUUGUACAGAAACAAUGGGACUGGUGGUGAUAACGGCGAUGGUGGUAGUGGAGGAAGUGGGUUCCGGAUUAGAAUCCCGACCGGGGUCAGUAUAGCGCAGGCCGGAUCGAAAUAUUUCGGCAAGGCUGAGCACAAGUAUAACUCCAACCCUAAUUCGACCCCGUACCCUAACCCUAGUUCAAAUUCUGGUGGUAUUUUCGGCGCUAGGGUUUUGAGGGAAUGUAAUUCGGCGAAGUCGGCAGGCUCGGGUAAGAGGGAGAGGGACCCGUUGACAGAGAUUGUGUCGGCGAUACAGGUACUGGGGGAUGGGUUUGUGAGGAUGGAGCAGAUGAAGAUGGAGAUGGCGAGGGAAAUCGAGGCAAUGAGGAUGGAGAUGGAGAUGAAGCGGACCGAGAUGAUCUUGGAGUCGCAGCAGCGGAUUGUGGAGGCGUUUGCGAAGGCCGUCUCGGAGAAGAAGAAGAAGCCAAAGAGAAUGCCCUCUCCAGAGUCUUAGAUUGACCCUGGUAAUUGGAAUUUGUGGGUUUCUUGGCCUUGCUAUUCCCACUCCCCCCAACAAAACAGCAAAAAGAAGGGUGUUUGCCCGUGAACUUUUUGUGCAACUGAGAUUUGGUGAGUGGGUUUGACAUUGGACAUUGAUGGAGCUUGCUCUAGAGGCCAAGUGACUGAGCUUAUGUGAGUUUGCUAGUUUAGUUGUCUCUGUCUAAUCUGGGUUUUGUCGCUUUUCUAAGAGAGAGUAGAACGACGUGGGAUUUAACUAGUUGUAGCUUGAUUUUCACUGGAAAAAGGUAGCUUUAAUAUUCUGUAAUUGCACUUGACGACUCUUUGAGUUUUUGAUUCAAAGCUUAGUGACAAUAGUUUUUCUGAUGAAUAGUGUAUCUUUACCAAUGUCA